CACGUCCAUUUCCACACCUCGCACAUUCAGACGGCCAUGGACUCGGACAUACCCGCAGAAAUCGGCUCCGUGCUGCAGGGCGCGUCCAUCAACCGCCAUCCAUCGCCGCACCACGACGUGAACCCAUCGACCGCCGCCUCCGAGAGGCAGCCUGUCAAGCUCAAUCAGCACCCCGACCCCGAUGCUUCGGACGUUGGCGAAGAUGAGAUUCCCCUCAGCAUACUGGACCCGUUGCCGCGACGAAAGGCCAUGCCCCCGCUGCCAGACCUGCGCUUCGAGCAAAGUUAUCUGAAGAGCAUUGAGCAUGCACAGGGAUGGAAAGGUGUUUUGUGGAUUACACUGCGGGACCAGGUCAUAAUGUGUUUUGCUCAGGGCGUACUUUGGACCCUCGUACUCAACGGCUGGCGGCAUUGGAACCGGUCAACAAAAUUCAGUGGACAAAGUGCAGGCGCGCAGAUACGGAAAUGGUGGUGGGGCGUCAACAACUGGACCAUACCGACCGCAAAAUCCAAGUUGAGGGAUCCAAAGCUGGCCAAGAAUGUGUCCGAGUCGUAGUACUACAAAGGGGAGUUUUCGAGUGCUGCCCAGGACUGAUGGCGGCCAUUUGCGACAUUGCUUUUACCAGUAUUUCAACCAUGCUUUCGUGGUUUGAACCUAGCUACUUUAGCAUGCGGAUACACGAAUACUAUCUACAAUCGGUAUCGGGCCACAUAGCUCUGUGCAUGCUGCUCUUUAUAUCGGUCUAUUCGGAUUAUGCAUUUGAAAUGCUCCCAUCAUUGUUGGUGGUAUUGAUUGGCUGACGAGCAUGCGCCGGUUGUGGGCAAGGAAGAAUACUUUCUAGCUCAUCAAGCCCUGCUUUCUUGAUAUGCUUCUAAAAAACUGAAGGAGGAUGUUCUCGUCUACCGGACGUACGCAGACAAUAUGCAAUCAAUUUAAGACCUCGGUGGCUGAUGACAUGCACACCCUUCGCCCAACAAGGCGAGAUUU
Molecule: messenger RNA, 987 nt
Organism: Exserohilum turcica Et28A
Lineage: Eukaryota; Fungi; Ascomycota; Dothideomycetes; Pleosporales; Pleosporaceae
Exons: 3
Coding region: 37-555 (172 amino acids)
Biological process (GO): mitophagy
Molecular function (GO): mitochondrion autophagosome adaptor activity
Source: RefSeq, a predicted model, not a curated record